Molecule: messenger RNA, 333 nt
Organism: Geodia barretti
Lineage: Eukaryota; Metazoa; Porifera; Demospongiae; Tetractinellida; Geodiidae
Source: the annotation of a GenBank genome assembly
AUGCCCUACAUAUACGACUACGAUACGGUCAUGCGGGUAUUCGAGGGGAGCCUGAAACGGCUGAACUUAGACCACGUCGACAUUCUCCUGAUCCAUGACCCGGACAACCAUUUCGACCAGGCGAUGGAGGGGGCGUACAAAGCCCUUGCAGAAUUGCGUUCGCAGCGGGUGAUUUCGGCGAUAGGCGCCGGCAUGAACCAGUGGGAAAUGGAGGCCCGGCUGGCUCGCGAGGGAGAUUUCGAUUGCUUUCUUCUGGCGGGGCGGUACACCCUCCUCGACCAUGCGGCGCUCUCCGAAUUCCUGCCCCUUUGCCAGAGAAAAACAUCAGCGUAA